Anolis carolinensis (green anole) is the source of this 8474-nucleotide messenger RNA. Its product is annotated as zinc finger protein 91. The transcript is spliced from 11 exons. Gene Ontology annotation, biological process: regulation of DNA-templated transcription. The record is from RefSeq and is a predicted model, not a curated record. NCBI's taxonomy places the organism in Eukaryota, Metazoa, Chordata, Lepidosauria, Squamata, Anolidae.
UUUUUCAGUCCUCUAGGAACCAAACUCCCUCCCCUUAACCUUUCCUGGCCCGGAUGGGAGAGGGGAGUUUGCCCCUUUGGCAUCUCCCUCCUCCUUCUUGCAGCCAGUCUCUUUCUUUGUCUCCUGCUCCUCCUUCCUCUCCUCCCGAGAAAAUGUGAUUUUUGGCUGGGAAUUUUGGAGUAAAGCCUGUUGAGGGAUUUCUUUCCCUUGAAAGAAGAGGGAGGAAAACCAUCUUGGUUCUUCUUCAGGGUGGGUCCAACAUGGAGAGACCCAACUCACCUGGACCUGAAGCAGGCAGGGCCCUCGGGAGCAGUGGGGAAUUCUGGGAAAAAACUAUGCAGACGUUCCUGAGUGUGGACCUUUACAGCUCAGACAUACAUUGCAAGCGCUUCAGGAAGUUCUCCUACCACGAGGGCGAGGGACCCAGAGAGGUUUGCAGCCGCCUCCACGAUCUCUGCCGCCAGUGGCUGAAGCCAGAGCAACACACCAAGGCGGAGAUGCUGGACCUGGUGAUCCUGGAGCAGUUCCUGAGCCUCCUGCCCCCAGAGAUGGGGAGCUGGGUCCGAGAGUGUGGGGCAGAGACCUCUUCCCAGGCAGUGGCCCUGGUGGAAGGCUUCCUCCUGAGUCGGGCAGAGGACAAGAGCCAGGAAGAACAGGCCCAAAAUAACUUCAUGGAAGUCCAGUCCAAUAUCCCUGCAUCAGAGAAAUCUCCAUCAAACACCAGCCAGAGCCACAGGUCGAAGGACCUCAAACAGGAAGAAGAUGGGGCUGUAUCCUUGCAAGGGACCGAAAUGAUGUUGAUGCUGAAUCCACAGUCCUUUCUUCCUCUUUGUAAUAGAGUGGAACUGAAUCAGGGCCCUAUCGCCUUUGAGGACGUGGCUGUCCAUUUCUCCCUGGAGGAGUGGGUUCUCCUGAAUCAUGAUCAGAAAGUCUUGCACGUGCAGAUCAUGGAGGAGAUUCAUGGGAUUGUGGACUCUCUUGUAGAUAACAUUGAAAAGAACAAUGCAUGCAACAAUUGCAGAGAGGAUUUUGCACACAAUGGGUGCCUUCGUAGACACCAGCAAGCUGACAAUGAAGAUGAUGAUUCUGCCAGAGAAUGUGGGCAAUGUUUUACCCAAAAUGUAGCAGAAUUUGGGAAGAGUUUUACUCAGAAUACACACUUUAUAGAACACUGGGGAUCCCACACAGGAGAGAAACAAUACAAAUGCAAGGAAUAUGGGAAAUCUUUUGUUCAAAGCUCAUCCCUUUUGAGCCACCAGAGCGUCCAUGCCGGAGAAAACCAGAGACUCCACACAGGAGAGGAGCCAUACCAAUGCCAGGAGUGUGGAAAAUGUUUUUCUUCCAGUACAAGUUUGCUGAGGCACAAAAGACACCACACAGGAGAAAAGCCAUACCAAUGCCAGGAGUGUGGAAAAUGUUUUGCUUACAGUUCAGAUUUGGUGAGGCACAAAAGACUCCACACUGGAGAGAAGCCUUACCAAUGCCAGGAGUGUGGGAAAUGUUUUGCUGCCAGUUCAGGCUUAGUGAACCACAAAAGACUCCACACAGGAGAGAAGCCAUACCAAUGCCAGAAAUGUGGGAAAUAUUUUGCCCGCAGUUCAUAUUUGGUGAACCACAAAAGACUCCACACAGGAGAGAAGCCAUACCAAUGCCAAGAGUGUGGGGAAUGUUUUGCCCGCAGUUCAAAAUUGGUGAGCCACAAAAGACUCCACACAGGAGAGGAGCCAUACCAAUGCCAGGAAUGUGGAAAAUGUUUUGCGGCCAAUUCAGCCUUGGUGAGGCACAAAAGACUCCACACAGGAGAAAAGCCAUACCAAUGCCAGGAAUGUGGGAAAUGUUUUGCUGCCAGUUCAGACUUAGUGAGUCACAAAAGACUUCACACAGGAGAGAAGCCUUACCAAUGCCAGGAGUGUGGGAAAUGUUUUGCUUACAGUUCAGACUUGGUGAGACACAAAAGACUCCACACAGGAGAGAAGCCAUUCCAAUGCCAAGAGUGUGGGAAAUGUUUUGCUUCCAGUUCAUAUUUGGUGAACCACAAAAGGCUCCACACAGGAGAGAAGCCAUACCAAUGCCAUGAGUGUGGAGAAUGUUUUGCCCGCAAUUCAUAUUUGGUGAGGCACAAAAGACUCCACACAGGAGAGAAGCCAUACCAAUGCCAGGAGUGUGAUAAAUGUUUUCCUUGCAAAUCAUCACUUCUGAGACACCAGAGCAUCCACACAGAAAUGAAACCAUACAAAUGUGAGGAAUGUGGACAAUGUUUUAUUCAGAGUUCAUCCCUUUUGAGCCACCAGAGAAUUCAUAGAGGAGAAAAACCAUCCGAAGUGUUGGACAAAGGUAAUGAAAUGAAUUUCAACAGGGAAAAUGCAGGUUGUGGACAUUCUGGUUCUGUAGACAGUACAUUCAACAUUCUUGCCCAGCUGGGAGAAGAGAGUUUGCUCCUUUGGCCUCUCCUUCCUCCUCUUCUUCCUCACAGUGGUUCCAAAAUGGAGAGACCCAACUCACCUGGACUUGAAGGCAACGGGGAAAUCUGGGAAAUGUUCCCGAAUACGCACAUGCAGCGCCAGUGCUUCAGGCAGCUCUCCUACCACGAGGGCGAGGGGCCCAGAGAGACUUGCAGCCGCCUCCACGAUCUCUGCCGCCAGUGGCUGAAGCCAGAGCAACACACCAAGGCUGAGAUGCUGGACCUGGUGAUCCUGGAGCAGUUCCUGAGCCUCCUCCCCCCAGAGAUGGGGAGCUGGGUCCGAGAGUGUGGGGCAGAGACCUCUUCCCAGGCGGUGGCCCUGGCGGAAGGCUUCCUCCUGAGUCGGGCAGAGGACAAGAGGCAGGAAGGACAGGCCCAAAAUAACUGCCCGGAAGUCCAGUCUAAUGUCCCUGCAUCAGAGAAAUCUCUAUCAGGCACCACCCAGAGUCUCAGGCAGAAGGACCUGAAGCAGGAAGGAGAUGGAGCUGCAGCCUUGGAGGGGGCUGGAAUGAUGUUGUUGCCGAAUCCUCAAUCGUUUCUUCCUCUUUGUGAUGGAGUGGAACUGAAUCAGGGCCCAAUCGCCUUUGAGGACGUGGCUGUCCAUUUCUCCCCGGAAGAGUGGGCUCUUCUGAAUCCUGAUCAGAAAGUCUUGCACGUGCAGGUCAUGGAGGAGAUUAAUGGGAUUGUGGACUCUCUUGUAGAUAAUGGUGAGAAGAGCCAAGUAUGCACCAAAUGCAGAAAGCAUUUGGGACACAAUAGGGGCUUUCAUACACACCAGCAAACCCAGAAUGAAGAUGAAGAUUCAACCAGUGAAAAGCCCUACAAAUGCAAUGUAUGUGGUCAAUGUUUCCCCCAAAAUGUGGCACUUGUGCUUCACAAGACAUAUGAUGCUGGGACAAGCCAUCAUAAAUGGAAAAUAUCAGCAAAAUGUGUGGUUGAUUACAAAUUGCCAGAUCUGUGCCAACAAGAAAUCUUUGAAGGAAAUGAGGAUUUCAUGAGUAAGGAGUGUGAGAAACCAUACAAAUGCAAGGAAUGUGGAAAAUGUUUUGUUCAAAGUUCGUCCCUUGUGAGCCACCAGAGAGUCCACACUGGAGAAAACCCAUAUAGUUGCCCAUAUUGUGGGAAAUGUUUUCCUUCCAGUUCAAGUUUGGUGAAGCACAAAAGACUUCAUACAGGAGAGAAGUCAUUCCAAUGCCAGGAGUGUGGGAAUUGUUUUUCUUGCAGUUCAGCCUUGGCGAAGCACAAAAGGCUCCACACAGGAGAGAAGCCAUACCAAUGCCAGGAGUGUGGGAAAUGUUUUGUUUACAGCUCACAAUUGCUGAGCCACAGAAGAGACCACACAGGAGAGGAGCCAUACCAAUGCCAGGAGUGUGGAAAAGGUUUUGCUAACAGUUCAAACUUGUUGAGGCACAAAAGACUCCACACAGGAGAGAAACCAUACCAAUGCCAGGAAUGCGGAAAAUGUUUUGUUCAAAGUUCAUCCCUUGUGAGCCACCAGAGAGUCCACACCGAAGAAAACCCAUAUAGUUGCACAGAUUGUGGGAAAUGUGUUUCUUCCAGUCCAAGCUUGGUGAGGCACAAAAGACUCCACACAGGAGAGAAGCCAUACCAAUGUCAGGAGUGUGGGAAAUGUUUUGCUGACAGUUCAGCCUUGGUGAGCCACCAAAGGCUCCACACAGGAGAGAAUCCAUACCAAUGCCAGGAGUGUGGGAAACGUUUUGCUUUCAGUUCAUGCUUGGUGAGGCACGAAAGACUUCACAGAGGGGAGAAGCCAUACCAAUGCCAGGAGUGUGGGAAAUGUUUUGCUGAAAGUUCAAACUUGUUGAGGCACAAAAGACUUCACACAGGGGAGAAGCCAUACCAAUGCCAGGAGUGUGGAAAAUGUUUUGCUUCCAAUUCAUGCUUGGUGAGGCACAAAAGACUUCACACAGGGGAGAAGCCAUACCAAUGCCAGGAGUGUGGAAAAUGUUUUGCUGCCAGUUCAGACUUGGUGAGUCACAAAAGACUCCACACAGAAGAGAAUCCAUACCAAUGCCAGGAGUGUGGGAAAUGUUUUGCUUCCAGUUCAGGCUUGGUGAGGCACAAAAGAUUUCACACAGGGGAGAAGCCAUACCAAUGCCAGGAGUGUGGAAAAUGUUUUCCUUACAGUUCCGGCUUGGUAAGUCACAAAAGACUUCACACAGGAGAAAAGCCAUACAAAUGCCAGGAUUGUGGGAAAUGUUUUGCUGAUGGUUCAGCCAUGCUGAGGCACAAAAGACUCCACACAGGAGAGAAGCCAUUCCAAUGCCAGGAGUGUGGGAAAUGUUUUUCUUCCAGUUCAUAUUUGGUGAACCACAAGAGGCUUCACACAGGAGAGAAGCCAUACCAAUGCCAGGAGUGUGGAGAAUGUUUUGCCCGCAGUUCUUAUUUGGUGAACCACAAAAGGCUUCACACAGGAGAGAAGCCAUAGCAAUGCCAAGAGUGUGAUACAUGUUUUCCUUGCAAAUCAUCACUUCUGCGACACCAGAGCAUCCACACAGGAAAGAAACCAUACAAAUGUGAGGAAUGUGGAAAAUGUUUUAUUCAGAGUUCAUCCCUUUUGAGCCACCAGAGAAUUCAUAGAGGAGAAAAACCAUCCAAAGUGUUGGACAAAAGUAAUUAAAUGAAUUUCAACAGGGAAAAUGCAGGUUGUGGACAUUCUGGUUCUGUAGACAUUUCAGCAUUUUCCGAUGAACCUGUGUGAUUCUCUUGGCUUCAAGUAGCACUUGGCCUGACUUUGGACUGAUGUCUUAGACAACUCUCUCCUUGGUUUUGAACGCUGUUUGUUUGUUUGUUUUUUUACUUGGGACUGUUUUGGAGAACUCUUUUGCUUCUCUGGAAACUGGUAUCACCAUGGGACUGGACUGUCUUUCCCGUGAUUGGCUUUUGUGGGUAAAGAUCUGAUUUCACACAGAACCCUUUGAGAAGUUCUGCUUAAGAUUUGGUGGAGUCCCUGUUCUUGUCAUUUGAAUCCAUAAGUGGAGGUCCUGUUCUUGGAGCAGUAGAAAGCAACCUCCCUGUUGCAAUUCUUUAGAGGGUUAUAUAUGAUGUCACCUAUUCUGAAGUGGAGCUACAAUGGUGAAAUGGGUUAAACACUAGUGCCGGCUGGACUGCUGAGCUGAAGGUUGGGUUGCUGACUUGAAGGUGACCAGUUCAAAUCUUCGAGUCGAAGUGAGCUCCCAUCUGUCAGCUCUAGCUUGUGGGAACAUGAGAAAAGCCUCCCAGAAGGAUGGUAACACAUCCGGGCGUCCCCUGGGCAAUGUCUCUGUUGACAGCCAAUUCCCUCAUACCAGGAGCAACUUGCAGUAUGUUCUCUAGUUGCUUUAGACAUGAUAAAAGAAACCCUAUUGUUAAAAAAAAUGUAAAUCCAUCAAUUGUUCCUGUUUGGGCUUAGUUUCCAGCUCCUUUACCACCUUGGUUGCAAAUGUCCAGUCUGUGAAUGUUGUUUUUCAGGCGGGAUUCCAGAAUUGAACACAGUGUUGUUGAGGCCAAGCCAAAGAUAAAUAUGCUUACACUAUUAUUUCCCUUGACGUAAAAAUUAUAUUUCUGGCUAAAAUUUACUGUCUGUUUCCCUGCUCCUGGCACACAUACUUUUAAUGCACAUUAAAUUAAAAAACCCACAAAUCUCAUUAUUUUAGAAUUAACCAAGUUAUAUAUCAUUGAUUUUGUUAUAGACUAUCAUAAUUUGAUCUAUUUUGCAAAAAUUUAGUCCCUGGAUCUUAUAGGAGGCUUAUCCGGAAAGUAAUGCUACAAGAUUUUUCUUAAAAUACAAAGAAUGAAUAUACAUUAGAAUCUCACUUAUCCAACAUAAACGGGCCAGUAGAACGUUGGAUAAGUGAAAAUGUUGGAUAAUAAGGAGGGAUUAAGGAAAAGCCUAUUAAAUGUCAAAUUACAUUAUGAUUUUACAAAUUAAGCACCAAAACAUCAUGUUUUGGAACAAAUUGACAGAAAAAGUAGUUCAAUACAUGGGAGCAAUUACUGUAUUUAUGAAUUUAGCACCAAAACAUCGCAAUGUCUUGAAAACAUUGACUACAAAAACAUUGACUACUAAAAGGCAGACUGCGUUGGAGAAUACAGAAAUUUGGAUAAGUGAAGGUUGGAUAAACAAGACUCUACUGUAUUGUAAUAAAACUUACGUGGAUGAUAGCAUAGGUGUUGGAGGCUGGCUCGGAGGGGAAGUAAAGGAGAGAAUUCCAAGAGAGCAAUAAAACAAGCCUUUUAUUGUUACCACAGCUGAUGAUAAGGCAAACAGCCGUAGGCACCCACUUUAAUGGGUCCGUACCAUGCAAAUGGCCGUCGCAACAUGUGAGUAGCAAACAAAGAAUAUAUACCUUUGGCUUAUCUAAAAUUCUCCCGCCUGAUGGAGAAGUGACAACAUUGUGGUCUGUUGUGAUGACCCCCAAUCCAUUUUACAUCAGGCCCCCUUUUCGCCAUGGCGCACAUGCUCCAUCUCCUUGGAAGGAGAGGGUUUAAAGCAGGCUUAGGCAAACUGCGGCCCUCCCUCCAGGUGUUUGGGACUUCAACUCCCAGAAUUCCUGGGCUCAGGCAUUCUUGGAUGACACUGAUUUUCUAGAUUCAAUGCAAUCUGGCUUUAGGCCAGGACAUGGUACCAAGACAGCCUUGGUCGCCUUAAUCGAUGAUCUACGCUAACUGGAUAGGCGGAGUUUUUCCUUACUGGACCUCUCAGUGGCCUUCGAUACUGUCGAUCACGGUAUCCUUCUGGGGCAGCUUGUGGGGAUGGGUUUCGGAGGUACUGUCUUGCAGUGGCUCCGGUCCUUCCUGGAGGGUCGUUCUCAGAUGGUGUCACUGGGGGACACCUGCUCAGCCCCACAACCAUUGUCUUAUGGGAUCCCGCAGGGGUUGGUAUUGUCCCCCAUGUUGUUCAACAUCCAUGAAGCCGCUGGGAGAGAUCAUCAGGAGUUUUGGGGUGCGGUGUCAUCUGUACGCAGAUGAUGUCCAGCUCUGUCACUCCUUCCCACCUGUCACUAAGGAGGCUGUUCAGGUCCUGAACCGGUGCUUGGCCGCUGUGUCGGACUGGAUGAAGGCGAACAAAUUGAAAUUGAAUCCAGACAAGACAGAGGUCCUCCUGGUCAGUUGCAGGGCCAAACAGGGCAUAGGGUUACAGCCUGUGUUGAAUGGGGUCGCACUCCCCCUGAAGACACAGGUUCGCAGUCUGGGUGUUCUCCUGGACUCAUCACUGAGCCUGGAGCCCCAGGGGAGCAUUUACACAACUAAGACUUGUGCACCAGCUGCGCCCAUACCUUGGGAAGUCUGAUUUGGCCACGGUGGUCCACGCUCUGGUUACAUCCUGUUUGGAUUACUGCAAUGCUCUCUACGUGGGGUUGCCUUUGAAGAUGGCUGGGAAGCUCAAAUUAGUACAUUGGGCGGCAUACAGGGAGAGUAGCACCCCCAUGCUAAGCAAGCUCCACUGGCUGCCAAUAUGCUACCGAGCCCAAUUCAAAGUGCUGGUUUUGAUCAAUAAAGCUCUAAACAGUUCUGGCCCAAUCUACUUGUCGCAACGUAUCUCCUCCUAUGAGCCAGUAAGAUCCUUAAGGUCAUCAGGUGAGGCCCUGCUCUCUGUCCCACCUGCCUCGCAAGCAUGGCUGGUGGGAACAAGGGACAGGGCCUUCUUAGUGGUGGCUCCCCGGCUGUGGAACUCCCUCCCCAGAGAUAUUCAACAAGCCCCAACCCUUCUGGGCUUCAGAAGAGCCCUAAAAACAUGGUUAUGUGCUCAGGCGUUUAAUGAAUAAAUGACUAAGAUGACAUGGACCGAUUUAUGGCUAAAACAAGAGGUUUUCUUGGAUGAAUGGAUCUAACCAUAUUUUAAAUUUUUAUAUUGUAUUUAAUAGUUUUUAAUUGAUUUUAUGUACUAUUGUGAUUUUUUUAAACUAUGUGUAGGCAUUGAAUUGUUAUUUGUUGUAAGCCUCCCUGAGUCCCCUCGGGUGAGAAGGGCAGGGUAUAAAUGUUGGAAAUAAAUAAAUCAUCAUCAUCAUCA